Closterium sp. Naga37s-1 is the source of this 543-nucleotide messenger RNA. NCBI's taxonomy places the organism in Eukaryota, Viridiplantae, Streptophyta, Zygnematophyceae, Desmidiales, Closteriaceae. The record is from the annotation of a GenBank genome assembly.
AUGGCGGAUCCGGGCUCGAGCGAGGCGCAAGGCGAGGCGGGUUUGAAGGAGCGCGGCAACGCGGAGUUUAAGGCGAAGAACUUCCUCAAGGCGGCGGCGCUCUACACGCAGGCCAUUAAAGAGGCGCCUGACAACCACGCGCUCUACAGCAAUCGGUCGGCGGCGUUCCUGCAGCUGUCGAAGCUCACCAAGGCGCUGGCGGACGCGGAGGCCGCCAUCCGCCUCAACCCCGCGUGGGAGAAGGGCUACUACCGCAAGGGCUGUGCGUUGGAGGCCAUGAAGCGCUACGACGAGUUGGGUGCUGCCGGGGUGACGAGUAUGUGUGUGGUGGCAUGCUGCCGUGCUGUGCUGCACUGUCCUGCCGUGCUGCGCGGUGGCAGGCGUUGGAGGCGUUCAGGGAGGCGGCGGAGAGGAGCCCCGGCAGUGCGGAGACGGCGGGCAAGCUGCGCCUGCUCUCCAAGCUGGCGCGCGACCACAAGCGAUCGCACCCCUCCUCGUGACCCGCGCCCUCCGUGCCGUCAUGGCACGUCCUGUGUAGUGUAA